AUGUCUCAAUUAGAACAACUUAAGAAGUCAGGUACCACUGUUGUUGCAGAUACUGGUGAUUUUGAAUCUAUUGCAAAGUUCACUCCACAAGAUGCAACUACGAAUCCAUCGUUGAUUUUGGCAGCUACUAAGCAACCACAAUACGCCAAGUUAAUUGACAUUGCUAUUGACUAUGCCAAGAGCAAGGGUUCCACCAAGGAGGAACAGGCUAGUCUAGCACUUGACAGAUUGUUGGUUGAAUUUGGUGCUGAGAUUCUCAAGAUUGUGCCAGGUCGGGUGUCCACCGAGGUUGAUGCAAGGUUAUCCUUCAACAGGGACGCCACAAUUAAGAAGGCCAUUGAGAUUAUUGAAUUAUACAAGGCACAGGGAAUCGACAAGGAGAGAGUAUUGAUCAAGAUUGCCUCCACUUGGGAAGGUAUCCAAGCUGCAAGGGAGUUGGAAUCCAAGCAUGGUAUCCACUGUAAUUUGACGCUUUUGUUCUCCUUUGUUCAGGCUGUUGCAUGUGCAGAAGCUAAUGUCACACUUAUUUCUCCAUUUGUCGGUAGAAUUUUGGACUGGUACAAGGCUUCCACUGGUAAGGAAUACACCUCUGAAACCGAUCCUGGUGUUUUGUCCGUUAGAAACAUCUUCAACUACUACAAGAAGUUUGGCUACAAGACAAUUGUCAUGGGUGCCUCCUUCAGAAACACUGGUGAAAUUGCAGCUUUGGCAGGUUGUGACUACUUGACCAUUUCUCCAAGUUUGUUGGAUAAACUGGCUAAUUCCAAUGACCCACUUCCAAAGGUUUUAGACGCUUCUAAGGCAAAGGAAUUGGAUCUUGAAAAAGUCUCCUAUGUUGACGAUGAGCCAGAUUUUAGAUUCCUCUUGAAUGAGGAUGCAAUGGCAACUGAAAAAUUGUCUGAAGGUAUCAGAAAGUUCUCUGCUGAUUGUGAGGCUCUUUACAAUGAAUUAUUAAGGAGAGUUUCUGCUUGA
Pichia kudriavzevii is the source of this 972-nucleotide messenger RNA. RefSeq lists its product as uncharacterized. Gene Ontology annotation, molecular function: transaldolase activity. The transcript has a single exon. Lineage: Eukaryota; Fungi; Ascomycota; Pichiomycetes; Pichiales; Pichiaceae. Gene Ontology annotation, cellular component: intracellular anatomical structure; cytoplasm. The coding region runs from base 1 to 972 and encodes 323 amino acids. The record is from RefSeq and is a predicted model, not a curated record. Gene Ontology annotation, biological process: pentose-phosphate shunt; carbohydrate metabolic process; pentose-phosphate shunt, non-oxidative branch.